Pteropus alecto (black flying fox) is the source of this 2013-nucleotide messenger RNA. RefSeq names its product COMM domain containing 2 (gene COMMD2). NCBI's taxonomy places the organism in Eukaryota, Metazoa, Chordata, Mammalia, Chiroptera, Pteropodidae. Bases 82 to 681 code for a protein of 199 amino acids. The record is from RefSeq and is a predicted model, not a curated record. The transcript is spliced from 6 exons.
CUCCUUCGCGCUUGGACGCGGGCCCCGGAAGUGGAGAGGGCGGGGUCUGCGCUGAGGGGCAAAAUCCGCUGCGUAGCAAAGAUGCUGCUGGACUUGUCGGAGGAGCAUAAGGAGCACCUGGCCUUCCUGCCGCAAGUGGACUGCGCGGUGGUCGCCGAGUUUGGGCGGAUUGCGGUGGAGUUCCUGAGGCGAGGCUCGAACCCCAAGAUCUACGAUGGCGCAGCUAGAAAACUCAAUGUGAGUAGUGACACUGUCCAGCAUGGUGUGGAAGGAUUAACAUACCUCCUCACUGAAAGCUCAAAGCUAAUGAUUUCUGAACUGGAUUUUCAAGACUCUGUUUUUGUUCUGGGAUUCUCUGAAGAAUUGAAUAAAUUGUUGCUUCAGCUUUAUCUGGACAACAGAAAGGAGAUCAGAACUAUUCUGAGUGAAUUGGCUCCAGACCUUCCCAGUUACCACAGCCUUGAAUGGCGACUAGAUGUACAGCUUGCAAGCAGAAGCCUCAGGCAACAGAUAAAACCAUCAGUGACUCUAAAGCUACACCUUAAGCAGAAUGAAGAUCAUAACACCAAAGUUCUGCAGACAGACCCAGCUACCCUGCUCCAUUUGAUUCAGCAAUUGGAACAAGCAUUGGAGGAGAUGAAAACAAACCACUGUAGGAGAGUUGUGCGUAACAUCAAGUAGUCCCAGUUUUAAGAGAAAAAGUAUAAGAUAUGUUUUUCUGGAGUCCUAUAAGAAGACGUGAGAUAAAACGGAUCAGAGGUUGUAUUCAAAGGCUGCAAAUUUUCCAGAAACAAUGAAAGACACAAUUAAAAAAUUCAAGAAGCCAGCUGGAUCUCAAGUAAGAUAAAUAGAAAGAAAUACAUAUACAAAUCACAAUGAUAUUAUGGACUCCAAUGGCAAAGAGAAACAUUUUCAGGUAGCUAGAAAAAAUAAGAUAACUUUCAAAAGCAUGAUAGUUAGACUGACAGUUGAUUUAUCAAUAGCAACAAUGCAGGCCAGAAGAAAAUAUACUGCCAAUAUAGAAUUUUAUACCCAGUAAAAAUAUCCUUUGAGAAUAAAGAUGAAAUGAAGACCUUUUUUAAUCAACAAAAACUGAGAGAGUUUUUCAUCAGCAAAACUGCAUUAAAGGAAAUAUUGUGAAUGAAAUGCAGGCAGAAGGAAAAUGAUCCCAGCUGGAAGGUCAGAGAUGCGUGAAGGAAUGAAAAGAAAGUGAGAAAUACGAAUGUAAACCUAAAUGAACAUUGGCCAUAUUAAACAACAAUAAUAAUGUCUAUGAAGUUUAAAUAUAGAGAAAUAAUGGGUAAGAGGGAGUAAAUGGAGUUAAAGUGUUCUAAGUUUUUUGCAAUGACCAGGAGGAAGGUAUAGUUAUUAGACUAUAUUAAAUGAAGGAUGUAUAUUGUAAUAUCUAGGGUAACAACAAAAAGCAUAGGAAGACUGUAAAGAGAAAAAAUUGAAUGUUUAAAAAAAUAACCAAUCAAAAAGAACACACAAUACUGAAUAUAUUUUCAAGCCUACAUUUCAAGGAAAAGUUUUAGAACCUUUACAUUUUCUAGGAUGGCAACUUUUGUAUUUCUAAUUCAUAUGCACUAUUAGUCAAGGCUAGAAUUAUAAUCAUCUCAACUGGGGAAGUUAAGACUUUUCAGUUAGGCUUAAAAGAGCUUAUUUGGAUGUACAAAUGGAAAACUAGAAAAAAUAUAAAUCUUCUUAAUUUUUAAUGGAUUAUCUCCCCAGUUGCUUAUAAUUCUGCUUAUCUGGUAAUUGCACCUUUUACCCCAUCCACACAGUGACAGUGUAAGCAAUCUUGUUUUCAUGCUAGGACUUUUUUUCAAUAGUUAAUUGGUCCUCCCUUUUGCAAUGACAUGGAUGGACCUAGAGAGCAUUGUGCUGAGUAAAGUAGGCCAGACAGAGAAAGACAGAUACUGCGGGGUAUCACUUAUAUGUGGAAUCUAAAAAACAAAACAAAACAAAAAACCCAACAACAAAAAAUUCAAACCUCAUAGAAACAGAGAGUAA